AGAAAAGCGCGUCUUCGGAUGCGUCUCCAAAGAGGAACUCGACGUUUGACAGAUUCGGAGGCUAAUACGGGAGGAAGGCUAAUAUGGUCUUGCUGCCAAACCACACGUCCAUCCCCAUACAUUACUCGCAAAAGAUUCUUACACACCCACGUCAACAUUAGCACAAGCAAUGAUUCCUACACAAUGACACAUUCGUCAAUGCUCCUCACAGAAUUCGUCGUGUUCGCGAAACAUAGUAUUGUGCAGGCUCUACGCACAGGCUCAGGAAUCAGAGACGGUUUGGUGAAAGAGCUAGAUCCUGAUGCUAUGAACAGAGGUGAUGGUUGAUCAUUAGCAGCUGCUGACGGCCCCGUGAGCCAAAUCACAGCCUGUCGAAGCACUGUCGGAAACGCGAUCCUUUAAAGUGAUAUGAGAACAGCCUAACACAAGUCUAUUCAUUUGUUCGUGCUGGUAGAUUG
This is a messenger RNA of Suillus clintonianus, 458 nucleotides long. RefSeq lists its product as uncharacterized. The transcript has 3 exons. The record is from RefSeq and is a predicted model, not a curated record. Lineage: Eukaryota; Fungi; Basidiomycota; Agaricomycetes; Boletales; Suillaceae. The annotation marks the transcript as partial.